AUUGCAUUACAUAUUUCUUAUGAUCAAAUGGUAAUUGCUACAUUUGUCAUAUUCGUUAUUAUAUGCUAAGCUUUUGGAGAAUUCAGCGAAAGGAGAUCAAGAUUGUGUUUUGUUGUUGGAUUCAUUUGCGGUCGAGAUCGUAUUGCGAUACAUCUGGCAAAUGCAUUACUGAUAGCUAAUAAAAAUCUAUCAACUAUCGACUCGUCACGUCCAACAACAAAACACAAUCUUGAUCUCCUUUCGCUGAAUUCUCCAAAAGCUUAGCAUAUAAUAACGAAUAUGACAAAUGUAGCAAUUACCAUUUGAUCAUAAGAAAUAUGUAAUGCAAUAAUUCGAUCGCAUAGAAACACAAUUCGAAGUCCUAAAACUUUUGACAACUCAACAUCCCAAUCACUUUUUCGUUUCACAACAAAACACUUUCAUACCGAACUGUUAAAUGAGAAAAGCGGGCAUUGGUAAUAAAUAAAUAAUCUGAGCGUGACUUCAUUCUAAUAAUCGAUUUUCCUACACAACAACAGUAUCGAUAGGUAUUCAAAGACCGUUUAUGCAUUUCGGUAUUUGUUCCUUCACAUAAGGUACCUAUGGAGACACUAGCCAAAUUUACGAGGAAAAAUUAGACGAAUUCUGCAUUAAAUUCUCUACGAACACAAACACUUACGGAUUUGUGGUCUAUUUGCUUGAGAUAUUUUCAAGCAAGGUUAAUAUCAUUAUGGUUUGAUCGAUACGCGAGAUGCACUACGCUAUUAUCAGUUACUAGUCUAUUUAUUCGAAAUUCACCAUAUACUAAAAUGUUUAGAAAACUGACAAAGGUCGCCUGUACUUGUACUGUACGUGCGACACAUCCCUUACAUUAGUUACAGAUAUUUAUGUAAAAGAUUAGCGUCAGGAUUAUUUGUGAGGGUGAGAUCGAAUCACUGACACGAAACAAAAACGAGAUUUUAUAUUACUGGCGGGUGCCAAUGUUAAAUGAUAAUUUACGAGAGAGCUUUCCGAAAGUUUUCGUUUGAAGAAAACCUUUUUAACACAGUGCUUUGCUUUCUGUGAAGUGAACUGGCAAAUCACAUUAGAUCAGUGUAGACUUCUGAUAUGUGCAGCGGGAUUUCUACACCUGAUUAUGAGUAAAGUUCUGCUUAAUGGCACUCUACCAAAUAUAAACAUUGUUCAUUUUCGAGUGCUUGCUAUUUAUGCGAUUGAACACCAGCGAAACGUUUGAUAAUGGAGUGAAGGAAAAUUAACUAGGCAUUUAGUCGAUUAUAGGAAAAAGGUUCAUCUCAAAGAAACUUGAAACGAUACUCAAACAGAUUUAAAUGCAGAUAUGAUAUCAGUCACAAUCGAAAGAUUAGGAAAGGUGAUUGGAUUUACGAAACUCCUACUUGAUUAAUGACUACGCACGAAUUUAUCGGAUUUUAAGAAAAAUGAAGAGGGAAGACAAAUUAAACGAAAACUAAUGAUCGUAAGGAGGAAUCUCUAAUGAAAGCAAGAUAGAUGGAAAAGACAAUUGUGAUAGGUAAUACUGGACAACUAUACCGACUCAUCAAGAAAACGGCUUAUAAAAAAUCAAUAGUUAGUGAGAUUGAAGAAGAUAGAACCAUGAUCUACUCUCAGUUCAAGAGAUUAUAACGAUGAACAGAACACUAACAAUCAGUUCAACGGAACUCCAGUUACCCAUUAUUUCCAAGCAACCAGAAUGGGGAGUUGACACGUGCUGCGACUUCUAAUUAGGUCAAAUGAUAUCCUUGCAACUUUAUAUACAAUUGUUAGUCGUGCCGGUUCUUUAUGUUGGCGAGUUGAGGUUAAUUGAAUGACUGUACUUAGAUUUGGUACGUUUGGUCGGGGGACGCAGCAUAUAUCGAUGGCGCGCCUUUCUAGUGUUCUAGCUAUAAAAUGUCUGUGUUCCUAUUUGUUGGGGUGAUCUCGGAAACUGGGAAAGAUGCCAAGAAAUGCUCUGAAGACACCUAGACGUAUCUUAUCUAAUCUGCGUUCACUAGAAGGUUUGCGAGAAUCAUCUUGAAAGUGAAAAUUCACCUGUCGAGUUUCUCAUCGGAUGAUUACUCAUGUUACUACUAUGUUCUGUAGCAUUCCAGGAUUUUCUGAAAACGCAAGGACAUCUCAAAUGCUAUAAAAUCAAUAGAUUUUCUGUAUAUAAACGAACCUUUGGAGUAAAGCGUUUUCUUCCAUAUUUCUCGCCUUUUUGUCUCCUGGUCAAGUCUCUGUGUCGAUUUAGGCUGGGGGUACUAGAAAAGCUUAGGAACUGAAUCUAGCGUUUAAUUUGAAGACUUAUCAGUCGCAACGGUGAAAACCACAUUGAAUAUCUCUUCGAACCAAGUAGAAACUUAUAUUGAGGGUUAAGGGAAGCGGUUUGAACACUCUCGAAUCUGAAUCAUGGAAGCCCUUAUGCUGAAAUUUUGCCUGUCCCAGCCAAACCCUGUUUCUGGUGAAUUACAAGUAUCUCAUACUUUUUUAGUCAUUAAUGCAAUCUAUGAAUUUAAUUUUGAUGGUGUAGCAGGUGUUACUUUUGACUCUUGGUCUAAGAAAUAUAAAGAUUUGUUCCAUAUUGAGCUCUGCAGACUAGAUCGCGUCUCAAAAGUCAAAAUACUUCGAAGAAAACUUGGGACGACGGAAUGUGAACGCUAUAGUAAUUUUAUUUUGCCGAAGAACUCACGAGACUUUGAUCUAACGAAUAAAACCCUGUUUAGAUCUUUGGAGAACAGUCAUAUCUAUUUAGCAUCCGUUAUCAAUGCUUGAGGAUAACGAGAGAACCAGAUGAUUGGGUGAAACAUUCAGGUAUUGUAGACCGAAAAUGUGAGAGGUUCAAGUUGUCUUCCAUGACAGAAGACCAGUUUAAAUGGCUAGUAUUUGUCUAUAGCCUGCGUUCACCCGAGGAUGCUAACAUCUGAACGAGAAUUCUAAGCAAGCUCGAACAUCGCCUCAGCAUGACCCUACAGGGAGUAACUACCGAAUACCAAACGUUAGUGAAGCUUGAUACCUCAGUGGUAGGUAGAGAACGGUAACCGGUUCCUUCACACUAACGCAGUCAAGAGAAGAGUCUUAUGAAGUUCUAGCACGCAGAAUUAUCGUAAUGACAGUGGCAAAUCAUCAUUCCCAUGCAGGUUGUGGCGGUUCGCAUAUCAAAAGGUCUUGUCCGUCUGAAAAUCAUCGUUGUACUACGUGUUCCUGAAAACGGCACAAAGAAAGUCAUUGCAACACCCGGAAAUGCCGUCGACCGAAAGUACAUUCUAAAAGAUUCAAGCUGCGAACAUCUAAAGUAGUUAUUAACAGAACCAGCUCCCAAAACCGUACGAAGUAUGUUUCUCUCCAGAUUAAUGGGUAUGAUGCCCGCUUACAGUUAGACACCGAUUCCGAUAUAACACUUAUAAGCAGAAAAACGUGGGGGAGGGCGACCGCGAAUAUAUUUAACUCAUCAAUCAGGACAUAGUGCAUCCCAGGGAAAUUCUAAACAUUGCUGGUGAGAUUCAUAGCGAAGUCACAGUCAAAGAGUCUACGGAGAAGGGAGCAAUAUUUAUCACAGAACGUCCAUCACUCGGCAUAUUGGGGCUUCAUUGGAUAGAAAGGUUGAAUUUAACAGAUUGCCCCAUAAACUCGGUCUGUAAUAACGUCAGUACGUAGAAAUUUGAGGAGAGAAACUCAGUUGAAAUGUUAUCGAAACGACAUAACAUGGUAUUUGGUGAGGGUCUUGGAGAAUGCACUAAAUUUAAAGCUGCUCUUAACUUUCCCUAUGGAUCAAAGCCUGUAUUUCAACCUAAAAGACCUUUACCAUAUGCUGCCCUCUCAGUGGUUGAACAUGAGCUCGAACGACUUCAUAAAUUGAUUGUCGUUGAACCGGUGAAUUUCUCAGAAUGGGCUGUACCGAUAGUGGCGGUGAAGAAGACUGAUGGUAGUGUCCGUUGAUGUGCCGAUUGCUCAACGGGCUAAAUGAAGCCCUAGAAACUCAUCAGUAUCCAUUACCCCUGCCUGAAGAUCUUUUUGCUAAACUCAGUGGAGGUGAGCUCUUUACAAAGCUGAAUUUGUCGGAAGCUUAUUUACAAAUUCUUGUUCCUGAUGAAUGUAAAAAGCUGCUCACCAUAAACACACACAAGGGCCUAUUCCGGUAUAACCGACUACCUUUCGGAGUCAAGACGGCCCCAUCCAUAUUUCAGCAAGUAAUGGAUGCUAUGCUACAGGAUGUUCCAGGUGCUGCAGCUUAUCUGGAUCAUAUAAUAAUUAUGAGAGUAAAUAGAAUAGAUUUAGAAAAGAAGCUCGACCAGGUGCUGUCGCGAAUAGCAGAAUAUGGACUUCGGCUCCGUCCAGAGAAAUGUAACUUUUGUAUGCAAAAUGUACGCUACCUCGGAUUUAUAAUCGACCAAGUUGGCAAAAGACUAGAUCCAGAGAGUACCCAGGCAGUGAAAACUAUGCCUAGACAGACGGGCGUCCCCACACUACGAUCCUUUUUGGGACUAAUUAGUCAUUAUGAAGCUUUUAUUCCUAACCUUCGUCACUUACGUACUCCUUUGAAUAACCUUGUGGCGAAGAAUGUAAAACGGGAUUAGUCUGCAAACUGCCAAGUUGCUUUCGAGGUAAUCAAGAAAAUACUAGUCUCGGAUCUGUUGCUCACUCAUUACGAUCCAUCUUUACCCAUUGUAUUAGCAUCAGAUGCUUCGAACUACGGCAUAGGAGCAAAUAUUUCUCACAUCAUGCCAGAUGGAUCUGAGAAAGCCAUAUCACAUGCGGCCAGAUCGUCAACUACAGUCAGAUCGAGAACGUAGGAUUGUCGAUUAUCUUCGCUGUAAAGGCGUUUCACAAGAUGAUAUUUGCACGCCAGUUCACUCUAUUAAUUGACCAUAAACCAUCGCUAGCCAUUUUGGGUCGAAGAAAGUUAUCCCGGUAUACACAGCAAACAGACUGCAACGGUGGGAAACUACACUCUUGGGUUAUGACUUCAAGAUCAAGUACCAGCUCACUACUGAUUUUGGACAAGCUGAUACUUUGUCUAGACUGAUUGGUUCACAAGUAAAACUGGAAGAAGAUACGUUAGUGGCAGCAACUGACACGGAAACAGAAGUGCAUCAAGUAUUGGAAGACACAGUUGGUGGUGUACCAGUUUCAAAAUUAUCAAAGAAGUCACGGGAAUGACAAGAUAUUAAGAGAAGUUAGAGGUUACGUUAUCACCAAGUAGCCGGACCGUCUUUUUCGAAGAGAAGUGCUGCAGUAUUUUCGCCGGCGGGACUCACUCAUGAUGGUUGAUCCAUGUGACAGAAUUGUUGUUCCAAAAAUAUUAUGCCACAAGGUUCUGAGACAAUUCCACAGAAGUCAUCCUGGCAUCAAUAUGAUGAAAGUGUUUGUUCGAAACUAUGCUUACUAGCCUACAAUGGAUCAAAAUAUCGAAACCAGGUGCCGCAAUUGUUCGUUGUGUUUGCAAGCAGCUAAAAGUCAAAAGAAGUGUGUCACAACAAUGGGAAAAACCUAAUAGUCUCUGGGAGAGGUUGCACGCAGAUUUUGCCAGCCCAAUACGAGGAAGAAUGUUUUUAGUCACAGUGGACGCACCCACAAAAUGGCUACAAAUCUAUGUCAUGGCCAAUUGCACAACCAGUGAAACAGUCUGCAAGUUAUCUGAACUAUUUAUUUGCUUUGGAGUUCCGGAGACUAGUGACCGAUAAUGGCUCACAAUUCACUGCAGAAUCAUUCAAGCCCCUUUGCAACAUUAAUGGAAUUGUACAUAUACGCUCUCCAUCCUAUCACAUUCGAUCAAAUGGAUAGGCAGAGGGCUUCGCGGACACACUCAAAAGAUCGCUACUGAAAGGGGAAGGCGAGGAGACAAGCCAGGUAAUUACGAAAUUCUUAGCAAUUUAUAAAACUACGCCUAACCCUAUCGUCCCAGAUGGGAAGUCCCCUGCUGAAGCGAUGUUCGUAAGAAGUAUCCAAUCUAUAUUCGACGCCAUGUUGCCACCUAAACCAAUGGAUGUGCUCAGACAAGAUCAGAAUAUCCGGAAUUUUAACGUGGGUGGUAAAAGUAGUCGUCAAGUCAUACAUUAGAAAAAGUCUCUGGGAACCGGUAGUCAUUAAAAAGAGAAUGGGAAAUGUUUUGUACAAAGUGCAUGGGAUUUUCGCAACGUGGAUUAGACACAUCAAUCGUUUGCAAUGGCGCAGGUGCAUACACUCUUUGUGUUCUCCCAAAUUUUGAUCUCCUUAUUCCUCCUUGUCUCUUUAUUUUUCUCUUCCCGAAUUUAUUUCACUGGAUUAUACUCUUUAAAUAACAUCUCCAAACACUAAUCUUCUCGAUUACUGCUUAUACUCUUAUUACCUCUACCACUACGGGAUUUGAAUCGACCACUACAUCCCUGUGCUAAUGUGGUGUGGCAACUCGAACUGCUGUGCGUACGUACGAAGUUCUACGUUGUUACUGACUGACUGACUGACAUCAAUCAAAUACACAAAGGAAAAAGGACGCUAAACACUGUAGAUAGUCGAAGAAGAAGACUUAUCACUACCUGACAAAAGGUUCGAACAUGUUUACAAGAAACCAGGAAUAGCAUUUCGUGAACUAAAAUCAUUGGUGGCCCUCGCGCGUCGUAAUAACUCAAUGUGGCAGUUCCUACUGGAACUCAUACCAUUUCAGACAGCCUGGUUGGGCAGGAGUAAUGCUUAAAGCAGCAGAUCGAGGUCUUGUUGCAGAGUGUACGGGAAUCCGACGGCAAUAAAUCCUGUUCUUAAGACAUUUACGAACUGCUAUUACAAACCUGAAAGCGCUCUCUAAACUGCAGUUUUAAGCGUUUAGAGACCGAACCUUGUACCAACUCGAACAAUAGGAUUUUUUGGCGAAGACUGUUAUCUCUAGACUUUUGAUGUAAGCUAUGUCACCGGGAUACAUACAGGUUCUAUUUUGAUCAAUAGUGUGACAAUCUAGCCAGUAUAGAGAGGUACCGCCGUAUACUCUUUCUACAACUUAAGACGCGAUAACAACUUUCAGACUUGGCAGUAUGUGUGAAAACACUAGACACUCCUUGAUUUAUUUCCUGUUGAUGUUUGCUUGUAUUUUGCUUGAAUAUACAGUGUAAUUAGAACUAAGUAUUUAGUCGAUUAUAGGAAAAAGGUUCAUCUCAAAGAAACUUGAAACGAUACUCAAACAGAUUUAAAUGCAGAUAUGAUAUCAGUCACAAUCGAAAGAUUAGGAAAGGUGAUUGGAUUUACGAAACUCCUACUUGAUUAAUGACUACGCACGAAUUUAUCGGAUUUUAAGAAAAAUGAAGAGGGAAGACAAAUUAAACGAAAACUAAUGAUCGUAAGGAGGAAUCUCUAAUGAAAGCAAGAUAGAUGGAAAAGACAAUUGUGAUAGGUAAUACUGGACAACUAUACCGACUCAUCAAGAAAACGGCUUAUAAAAAAUCAAUAGUUAGUGAGAUUGAAGAAGAUAGAACCAUGAUCUACUCUCAGUUCAAGAGAUUAUAACGAUGAACAGAACACUAACGAUCAGUUCAACGGAACUCCAGUUACCCAUUAUUUCCAAGCAACCAGAAUGGGGAGUUGACACGUGCUCAAACGUCUAGCUAGGCCAAAAGAAUUCGUAUAGAGUUUGAAAAGACAGCAGGAUCCAUUGGGUUUUGAAAAUUUAUUUUAUUGAAGAGUACUUUAGUUUUAGCAGUUAUGUUUCCUACUAUAUUUUCUAGAGUUUGGCAGUCAAAUGAAUGCCAUUGUACUUCUAUGAGAUCGAAUUAUUGCAUUACAUAUUUCUUAUGAUCAAUAGGUAAUUGCUACAUUUGUCAUAUUCAUUAUUAUAGGCUAAGCUUCUGGAGAAUUCAGCGAAAGGAGAUCAAGAUUGUGUUUUGUUGUUGGAUUCAUUUGACGGUCGAGAUCGUAUUGCGAUACAUCUGGCAAAUGCAUUACUGAUAGCUAAUAAAAAUCUAUCAACUAUCGACUCGUCAAAUCCUUCUGCUCCUACCUGGGUAGUAUGGGUUCUACCCAAAACAGAAUGUUCCUCAGCUAACUCGAUUUCUGUAUUUGGAUCUCAGUAAGUGUGUUUCUAAAAGUAUCUCAGUGUGAAUUCCAUAGUAAUAUUUUGAAUGGUAUUCUUAUUUUGGAAAGAUAGGUAUCUACAAUUGGGAAUGUAAAACUAUGAAUCUUAUAAAAGUGUGAGAUAUUUUCUGCCUACUAUAAAUGUCGGCAAGUAUUUCUUUAGUGUUGGUGGCUUAAUGGUGACCCCCGAAAUGCCGUGGUGCGGCUGAGGUUACGAAGAGUUAGCUCCACUUCUCCAAAUGCUCUCACAUGGCUCGCGUUUACAACCACUGCCAGGGAACUCCUACUCAGUGACGAGGUUGUUGUUCACUAAGUUGAGAGUACGCAAAGCGAAUGUCCGGCGCUUUAACCGGGUUGACGGAGAUCGAGGUUUUACCUGCAUCUGUUUAGGCGCCCGGACAGUAUUAUAACCCACACGCAGAUCAAGUCACUUAUGUAGACAUAUGAAUUCGUUGCUUCUUAUUACCAACAUCUAUGUGUUCAAAUAAAUAAUAAUAAAUGUGUUAACUAGUUUUAACUCUGCUUAAUGUCGAGAAUGAAGGAUUUUCUUCAUUCUGAAUCUUGUCUUUCUAAAUUUACUUCUGUGGUUCAUAAUUUUGUGUGCAGCGUGUUGUUGAUGAAACCUUCUUACUUACCUUUUGACGAAUUAUUUAGUUUGAUUAUUGUGCUUCUUGUGUCAGUACUUGGUGAAAACACUGAUUGUAUUCCUAUUCCAAUUUCUAAUUUGAAGUCUUAAUUCUUGCUACUCACACUAAUCGAUAACCCUGUUAUGAAACUUGUAAAUUGUCGAUUUAAUUUGAAGUUUAUACAGCUCUACAAGAUUAUUAGGUGUUUUCUUCAUGUACCUAAUAUAUUUUUUGGCUCGGGUCAAGAUUUCACGUGAUUACUCUCCAAUAUAGAAGCCAUCACAAUUGACAGAUCCUAAUUUGCAGACUCAGUUCUGUGUUGACAUAAAUGGGAGUUUUUCUUUUGAGUAAACUAAAGUAUUUCGAAGUGUGUUCGUUGUUUUGUAAUUUAAUUUACUUCUGUGUUGUUUUAAAAUUCUUUGGAGUUCUUCUGUUGUACCAUGACGGUAUGGUAAAACUGCAGUACCAAUCCAUAGUAUUUCAUUCGAAUUAUUAUUAAGCAGUGAAACGUCUCGUUUUAAUACAUUUCUAAUAAUUUUCCUAUGAAAAUUAUUAAAUUUUAAGAUGUUAAUUACAUUCUUUUGUUCUUUUUGUUUAUAGUCUUCCAUUAUGAUAAUCUCGUUAACUCUUCUAAAAAGAUUUAGGGCUAGUGAGAUCUUUGCACUGUAUGAAUGUGCUGAAUUUAAGUCAAUAUAACGAUUUGAGUAUGUACGUUCUCGGUAGAUGGAUAGAUUUAGAAUUACAUUAUUUAAAUUCACCGAAACACCGUCAAACCAAAAAUUUAGAAAAGGUCAAAGAAGAAAAUAUAUGAAAACGUCAGUAAUAAAAUCUAGUUCGCUUAUAAAUCACCUUGACUGAAAUGACACGACAUUGACUUGUUCAGACCUGUUUUGGAUUGAUCGCACAUUAUAUUAUUGCGUUGUUCCUUUGUGUUAUUUAAACUUGGAUUAAUUUUGACUUGGUUAUUUAUUCUCUGAGGCAAUGGCUUACAAUGAGUCACGAAACGUCAGAAAAUCUUAUUUCUCUGCUCAUUGGGAUAUUACAAAUCUGUUAAUUUAUUUAAAAGAUUUAUCAGUUAUACAAGUUAUGAAUAACUACUAAUUAUUGAUAUGCGAUGGAGAAGAAAGGGAAUUAGUUUUUUCCACUAUUUUUAUUCUUAGUACCACAUCCCGAUAUUCAGUAUCAUUCAAAUACAAUGACAAAAGCCAUUCGAAUUUAAUUCUCAAAACUUUGUGUGCUAAAUAUGUGUAGGUUCUUUCUCUAUGUCUAUAUUUUUCUAAAAAUAAUCGUACAUUACUACCUUAGUUGUUAUAUUUUUGCGCAAGUUAUUCACCUUUCAUCACACUCUUAACUACUCCAAUAAAGUUGCGGUCGAUUAUUCGAUAAAUUUGGCUAAAGUGAUAAAUAAUCGAUAAAUAAUACAGAAUGAUACGAUGCCAUCAUCGGCUAAUAACUUCAUAGAAAAUAAUUACCGGCAACCUCUUUCUCUGAAUGAACUAACAUCGAAAGUUAUGGGUUGCUAGCGAAAUCAGUUUUCCCUUUAUUAAUAUCGGAUGCUUACUUACGAAAUAUUCAAUAAAAAUAUAUAAUUAUUUAGUAAUCUUACUUAUUUACGCCUGUUACUCCUCGUCGAUGAGGACAGGCCGCCCACCAGCACUCUCCAUCCAACCCUGUCCUGACCAAUCCUUUCCAGUUGUUAUUUAUCGUUUUCUUGUCUGCUUCCAAUUCCCGACAGUGUGUUCUUUAACCUUCCUCUUUUCUGUUUCCUUUGGGAUCCCAGGUUAGCGCUUUCCUCAUGAUGCAGUUUGAUGAUUUCCAUAAUGUAUGUUCUAUCCACUUCCAGCGUCUUUUCCUGAUUUCCUCUUCACUUGGAAUCUGGUUUGUCCUCUCCUGCAGUACACUGUUCCUGAUGGUAUCCCUCAACGUAUAUUGAGUAUCUUGUGUGGACAACUAUUUAUAAAUAUUUGUAUCUACUUGAUGAUGGUUGUAGUAGUAGUUCUCUACGUUUCUUCUCCGUACAGUAGGAAUGUCUUGCUAAAAAACGCCAACCAGAUUAAAUUAAUAAGUGGUUGAGAAAUAUUAGUUUUGUAGAUCACCUAGUUAGUAGGACUCUUGGUUUUCUUUUCUCACGUUACAUUACCUAUAGGAAAAGGUGACAUCAUCCACAUGUGGCGUAGGAAUAAAUUUCGUUAGAACGACAGGAUGAAUAGCAGAAAAGAUCAAAAUAAUAUGGUAACAGGGAUAAUCAUAAAGAAUGAACAUUAGGAAUAUGGUUCGAAAAAAAAUUGGGGAGGUAUUAACGAAGGAAUACUGGAUUUCAAGGUCAAGAAGAAGACAAAGAGUGAAUGCAUCUUUGCUAUUAUGAGCUAUAUCACCCAAAGUCUUCAGCUACUGAUCGUGGUUAUCAUAUGCACUUCAAAAUUGUCCAUAUUUAUUCUAAUUAUAAAUGUUGCAGUUUUAUUUGAAUUCAUCAUUGUAGUAGGACAUUAUUUAAAUUUAUUGCAUAGAAUAUUUUCUAUUCACUUAUUUAUAUUUUAAUUCAUUCAAUUGUAUUUGAAUAACAUCAAGUAAAUUCUACAUUUUUAUAUGUUCAUGUUGUAUAUUAAAGAAAAUUUCACCAAGUUUCUAUUUUCAUUAUAGAUCAGAUAAUGACAAUAAUACAUCUCAACGUCCUUUAAAAAUUGCCUACUUACCUUGUGAUGUAAAAAAAUUAACACAAGUUGAUUUGAUACUUACAACCUCUGGUAGGAUUUCUUAAUUUGUUUUGCUUUUGUUACCAUGAUAUUAUAUUAUUGUAAUAAUAAUAAUAAUAAUAAUAAUAAUAAUAAUAAUAAUAAUAAUAAUAAUAAUAAUAGUAAUAAUAAUAAUACUGUUCAAUAAAUAGCUGUUGGCUCAUGAAUUCAACUUCGAGCCACACAUUUUUGUAUAAACUGGCCAGACAUACUGUUUAGUUGUUCUCUCAAUUAGAAAAGUAGAUGAUAUUAUGGUAUUGUUAUAAUUUCUCUUAUUUACGACCCAGUUAUUUAUGUUGCUUAGUAUUUUUGGACACCAAUUCACUCGACAAGUCCCCAAAUCAGAACACGGUUGAACAGGAACGAAAUUAUAUUUCAAAUAACAAGGGUAUGACUUCGCCCUUGGACUUUUGGUUUGCUACUUUUAGUCUUAUCGCUCUUCAACAGACCUCUCUGGACCUUGAGGAACAAUUGUCCCAGUAUGUAUGGCACUGUUGAUUUAUCAUGAUAGGCAAGCCUGACCACUCUGUCAAGGUAACGGAAACGAUCGGAAUUGUCAGGUUAGGUAAACAUUGUAAUUUGUACGCGCUAUCAAAUAAGAUAUCUUAUAAUUGCCAACAAGUACAAUUCCUUUUUUUUCACAAUAUCAGCAAAUAUCUGAUAAAAAGUUGAAAAAAUAAAACUGAUAAAAAGCUAUUAUUCAUUAUCUGUGACUACAAACUUCUAGAUAUUCAUACAUAGAAAAUCCAUAUUUAUGUUUUAUCUCAUCAUAGUAUUUAUUUACUUGAAUAAAUUUCAAUCCGUAUUAGAGAUGUUAGUUAAGUGGAAUUGUACAAAAUACUUCCACAAUUUAGAAUCCAGUCAACACUGAAUUUAUAAUUAUUCACGAGAGUACACUUGUCCUAUUGAUUUUGUCGAAACCACUCACUUCAUAUUCAGUAUUUGCAACAGUUGUUUCAAACUAUACAAGGUCAAUUAUAGUUUCUUUACUCAUACGGGUUUGGGUGAACGUCUGCAUUUUAGUUCUUUGACUCGAGUCUAAUUAGAGUGUGUAGUCGAUGGAAACAGCCUUCACUCAAUGUAAAAAUUAGUAUACUCAGUUUGUCUCAUGUAAAACGGUACAUCUAAAAGACAAUUCUAAAGGCUGAACAAAUCUAAGUGCGAUAUAGAAAUUACUCAUGAUAGAACUUUAAUUGUGUAAUAUAGUACAAUCCAUCUCUUCCAACCGUAGUUUUUCUCCAAUCUCCAUUAUAUAUGGGAUAUAUCACUAUGAUCGUGUUUGUUUAUAUAAAAAAUGGAAAAAAUGAUAUUGCGAAUAAGCAUUUAUCAGUGCAAAUACAAAUCGAAACUCUUUCGGUGAAAACAGUCUAUCUAUCUAAUUUCAUAUGUACAGCUAACGAGUAAAAAUUUACAAUAAUCUAGUCCUACAUGGAGCUCUACAGUUACUCUCUCACAAGUCUGACGUGAUAAAUAUUGUGCAUCGUGCAGCUGGUUAACUGUUCCUCUGAGAUAUCACAGAUAAACGCUGUAAAAAAGGUAAUCGAUUCAGCUCAUGAAUGUGAAAAACUUCAGGCAGGUUAUAAUAUAGAUUUAAAGCAUCACUCAUCUCCUACUGUAAAACACGACAUUAGGCAAGAGGUGUGUAUUUAUACAAUACAUUAUACAUAGCCUUCAAUCUUCCACUUGCAUUUUACGGCGUGUUCUGACAUCUGAACUGUCUUCUUGUGGGGUUUCCAAGUAUCUCGUCCCCACUGUGCUUUCCAUGCACUGAAAUCCUCUACUUCAUUUGACAGUCGUCGCAUAUUCGACUUCACGUUCCGCUACAUACUACUUUCAAACAACCUUGUCAGCAGCGCCACUAUCUACACGAAGGAACGUUUGUUCUAGAAUGAAUAAUAACAAGCACUUCAUAAAAUUGAAUCUAACCAGUUUGUGUGUGUAAAAGGAAGUAAUUUAUUUAUUGAAGAAUGCACAAUUGUUUUAUAUACCUAUGAAAGUAUAUAUCCAUAUUAAAGAUUAUAUUUCGUUAAGAGGAUGAUUGUAAUCGUUUUCUCCUCAUUAAGUAAUGGACAUCCUAACUUUCAUAACACAAAAAGUUGUGAUGCAUUCAAGUAAACAAAAUAUACCUAAUAAUAAAUGAGUUGUAUUGUUUUACGUCCCUCUUCAACACAGAUUUGUUUGUUGAGCACUUAUCAAUUCUACUAAUGAAACAAGCAUUUAUUUGUGGCAUAAUUAUUCAUGAUGUCGAUGUAGCGUUAAAAAAUGAAGAGUUUUGCAAGCUUCUUCAUCGUUAUCGUCAAGAUUAUACAAACCAACAUAAUCGAGGCCGAAUCAUAUGUUUUGGUCGAAUGAAAGUAGAGGAAGACAGCGUUUUUUCGUCGUUCACACAGUACGGUUAAAAAAAGGCACAAAUUCUUAAGCAAAUGAAAUAUACAUAGAAAUGUUUAACAGAUUAUUUUAAUCAUAAGAGAAUAAAUAUUUGAACGAUAUAGAUCUGAACCUCUUUUCAAUUUGCUAUUAUUUGCAAACUAUUAUCAUCAAACAGAUACAUACUAAUUACAUUUAUUUUCCAUUUUCUUUUUUACUUGUUUCCCGGAAAAAAUAAAAUUGUUAAAUAUC
Molecule: messenger RNA, 13984 nt
Organism: Schistosoma haematobium
Lineage: Eukaryota; Metazoa; Platyhelminthes; Trematoda; Strigeidida; Schistosomatidae
Product: Spectrin alpha chain, non-erythrocytic 1, variant 2
Exons: 2
Coding region: 3909-4547 (212 amino acids)
Cellular component (GO): precatalytic spliceosome
Molecular function (GO): single-stranded RNA binding; zinc ion binding; double-stranded RNA binding
Source: RefSeq, a predicted model, not a curated record